Chelonoidis abingdonii (Abingdon island giant tortoise) is the source of this 4691-nucleotide messenger RNA. The record is from RefSeq and is a predicted model, not a curated record. NCBI's taxonomy places the organism in Eukaryota, Metazoa, Chordata, Testudines, Testudinidae.
AUAGUGUGGGCUUCAAAGGACGUAGGAUAGAAAAUAGUAUGAAGUGGGUUAUUUAGAGAUUGGGACUGUAACCUUCUACCGCUAGCCAAGGUGAACUAUGCUGAAUGAGCUGCACCAGGGAAGAGAAAAAUAAGUUGAAUAACCUGUUUUUAUUUUUAUUUCAUACAGCAAUUAAGUCAUCAAUUAAGUCAAGUCCUUUUUCUGGAAACAUAUACCAUAUUUUGGGCAAAGUUAAGUUUUCAGAUUCUGAUAAGAUGAUAGAAGUCUGUCAUAAUACAGCAUCUAAUUCAUUAAGCCUUGUGCCUGUCCAGGAGGGGCCUACUCCUCCUGAUUCAAGAAAUGAUAACAGAGAUCGCAGCGGUCAGCAAGAGUGCUUCCUUGUGUUCAUUGGCUGCUCUCUUAAGGAAGAGGAUAUAAAAGACUGGCUCAGACAAACUGCAAAGCAGAAACCUCAGAGAAAAGCCCUGAAAACCAGAGGAAUGCUGACUCUGCAGGAGAUCAAAAACAUUCAUAUGAAGCGCCACCUGGAUCCACUUCCAGCUGGUUACUUUUACAAUGGAACUCAGUUUGUGAAUUUCUUUGGGGACAAGAUGGAUUACCAUCCACUAAUGGACCAGUUCAUGAAUGACUACUUGGAAGAAGCUAACAGAGAAAUUGAAAAGUACAACAGAGAGCUCGAAGAACAAGAAUAUCAUGACCUCUUUGAGCAGAAGACAUAAGCAUGCAUGUUUGUGGUAUUAAAUGCACAUAAACAUUGUGGAUUUCUAAACUGUCAUCUGACUAUCAGUAACCGAAAAAUGCUGACAGCCUUGCUAGUUAACAAGAAAAUGAAAAGUCAAAUGUUUUUAGCAGUUUUAACAUGAAACUUCAUUCCUGUAAAGCUGGCAUUUUAAUCUGGUAACUACUUAGUUGUUUGUACAGUCUGGUUCACAUCCACUUCACCUUAAUUCCAGAUCAUAAAAAGAAUCACCUGGAAUUUCUCUGAUUAGCAGUGGAAAUAUUACAUGUUCAAAACAAAACUAUGUCCUCAUAGCCCUGUGUAUGAGCAGUGAAAUUGAUCUGUGGUACAGAUAAUCGAAAACCUGGAGCUCAUUUCUUUUAAUGUCCAUAAAUGAAAAGGUGGCCAAGGCUUGUUAUGCCCUGAAGUAUUUCGGUAUGAGAGCUUGAGUGUGUUCCUAAAGCGAGAAAUGGGGGAACGCUUGAAAAGCUCUGAUCACCUGAUCUUGCUGCUGCUCUCAAUGGCUCAUUUUCUCCUGCGAUACUAUCGUUAUCAUUCAGAAUGCAUUACAGGCAGAGUGAUGUAACCUGUGACCUGACAGUGCUUGAGAGUAAAAGGGUUAUCUUGUACAUUAUCCUGUAGCCCCAACAUCUGAGCAAAUCUGGGGUUGAGUGAGGUAUCUUUUGGCUGAAGAGAUGAGCUAUUUAUCUACUCAAUAUGUUUUCAAAGGUAAAAAAGAACAGUGCAGAAAUACAGAACAGUACUUGAAGUACUCUAUCUGUCAAGCUUUUAGGAGAAUCUAUGUGCCAUACCCUUCCACAGAAUUGAAACACUGGGUUUGAUUUUUUCGUUCUGAUUUGUUUUUUCAAGCUGAUAAUAUAGUGAGAAUGAUGGCACCUUGUCCUCUAAAUUAAACAAGAACUAUUUUGAAUAUGACUACAUAGAACGCUGGCCAAGACUCUGAGGUGGCUAACCUGCAGGCUACUGACUGAUAUUAUUGUAGGCUUGUUACCUUGAAAAACAGAUUACUGUAGUUCACUGUGCAUUUGGAAAUUAGUUUUGUGGAAACAAACCACGGCUGAACAUUUUAACUUGCGCACUCCUUUUCCUCAGAAACAGAUAAGGAUCAGCUUUUAGUGCAUCUGUGACCUUUCUAUUGAUCAGAUGUAUUUGAUGCAAUAAGAAUUUAUUGAAGGAAUGAUUUUGUAUAGUAUGCUUAUAAUAAUGAAGCAUAACUGGUGUUCAUAAGCUCUUAUGUUAAGAAAGGAAAACUAGAUUGAACUCCUACAGUCAAGUGCAAGUCUACAUAGAAAUUUGAUGCCUUAGGAAAUAAGUUCUUUAAAUUUGGAAUCUUAAAUGGCUGAAAUUUCAAUGAGACCAUAAAAAUUGGAAGACUUUAUCUAAAGUUUUAGUAUAUGUCACUACUAGCUAAUCUCAGUGAGCUGCCUGUACUGCGAUCAUUAAGGUAUACAGAUUCCCUAAAAGAAAGUACAGAUUUUGAGUUCCAGGUGGUGCAGAUUAGGAUUUAAAUGUUUGUAAGGCGGCUGCUUCUUUUUUUCAUGCUAGAUGUUAAAAACUUUCAGAAUUUAGGCAUUAUCUUGCACACCACAGGACUUGAAUAGGAUAGAAGUGUUUUCCUUAUAAAGCACAGUAAAAGCCAGCAGUUUAGUUCCAAGUUUUGUAUGCUUUUUGGGGCAACCCAUAUUACAGGUAUAGAGCAUCACAGUAAGGCUUGAGAAUUUUCUAUGCAUGGCUACACUUUAGUCUUUUAAUAUACUUAGUGCCUGGUAGGUAAACGUAGCUAACAGUUGAUUUCUGGGGUGUUGUCAGUGUUUAGAAACUAAGUAAAAUUGGCUAUGGAAACUGCGUAUUAAGACAGAGUUGUGAAAAUAUAAAAUUCUAUAGGUAAUAUUGCAAAAGGGGCAUUUAGACAAUAGAAGAAUUCUUUGCCAAUAUAACUUAGCAUAAACACUGUGUGCUCCUUUUUAGCAUAAAUUGUCUAAUCUGCAAAAGCCAUAGAUCUAGAAUAGCUGUAUGACUGUGUAACGUCAGACAUAAAAUACCAGGAGCUGAGACAAAUGGCACUUUGUUGACACUUUGUCUCAACUUGGAAAUCAGUAACGGCGUAGGUUUUAAGUGCAAUUGAUAGAUGAAGAUACUGUAGUUAAUACUCUGCUGAAUUCUCUUUAAGAAAUCUAAUUUGUGCAGCUCUGGAAAAUAAAUAUCGAUGGGCUGAUUCAUCUAGGUUUAGUAUAAUAAGCUAAUUAGAACCGAGAUGCUCUGUGACCAAAACAGGAAAUAAUAAACUUAUUAAGUUGGGUUUAUUGCUGCACAAAUCAAGCUGUUUUUAAAGCCUGAAUCAGAAGAGUUCACCACAACGAAGGCAUAGAUAGUAUAGAUAUUAAAUACUGUACUGCAUGCUGAGUGGUAACAAUAACUGUGUAAUAUGAUGACCUUUCACCAUACUGGUACUAUUUCAAUUAAUAUAUUUUGGUAUUGAAAUAAUUUGAUUACCUCAGCUUUUAAUGUUUAACUGUAAUUUUUAAAAAAUUACCAAAAUAGUGAAACUGUGACAAUGAUAUCCUUUAAACAUAGCAGUGCCUUGCAUAUGGCGCCAUUGAUGCACUAAGCAAAUUAUGGGAGUGGACGUCAUGGGUUGUAUUGCUUGCACCCUUUUUUAAAGGAGAAACGGUUUUGGUGAAAGGACUUACAAUUAACCUAGUGAAGAAUAUUAGCGCACAUGGUUAAAUCGUUUUUUAAAAAAACUCUUUGAGGACUAAAAUGUAUAAAUACUUGAUGCUGCUGAUGUUUUAUAGCAGUUGCUGAUUAAUUUUGCUUCCAACAGUCAGCAGCCCCUCCCUUUUUUUAAGGGGGGAAAAUCCAUAAUUUUUUUAUUCCCGUCAGAGAUGUAUAUACCAUGCUGAACCCUAACUGCAGGGGAAUCUGGUUUAUAUUUUUUGAAGUUGAGAUAAGAAUUGGGUUAAUCCUAAAUAUCUAGUUUUUGAAAAUUUUAGCUACUGUAAAACAAGAAAAAGCACCAUCUCUCGAUAAGCUGCAAAUGUUCAAAUAAGUAAAAAGUGCCAUUAUACUAUCUUUUUACUGUAUAAUGAAAAUGGAUAAGAGUAACUUUUGUGUCCAGGCAUUUCUGGUAUUGUGGUGAAGUGCUAAGAGUCCUCAAAGGGUUUAUAUGCUUUGCUGACCUUAACGUUAGCAGCUUGUGUUUUUUCUCACAGAGAAUGAGUGUUGGUCAGAAGUUGCUGAAGUUAUAGGAGGGUGAAAAAUGUGACAAACUUAGCAAGGGAACACUUGCAACUUGAAUUGAGCUGUUACCUAGGAUUAUUUCUUUGUAAAGCUGUGGAAUUUGGUAUUCCAGUUUUUACACAUUUGUAUUAUUAUUUAGCAAAAAUGAUUGCAGGGAGGAUUUAAGUUGCAAUUAAAAGUUCCCUAAUAAGUUUUAUAUUGAGAUUUUUCUGAAUUUGCACAGAUAUAAGCUCUGGAAUACCUUGUUUGGUAUUCUUAAAAGGGAAAAUUGUAACUAGUAUAGUAAAUUGUAAACUGUGAGUUAGAACAACGUCGUUAAUCUAAUUUUAGAUUGUUAAAAAUGUACCUCAAAAGGCUAGUGAGAAAUUGCUUCAUUUUUACACAAUUGUCAAAUACUAAUAACAAAUCUCACUUUACAAUGUGCCAAAAUUCACUUUUAUACUAGUUUUCAAUGCUUUAAUAUUUGCAACUUAAGUUAAAACUUAUAUUUACAAACACUACUGUAACUUCAGUUAAACUGAAUUGUGUGAUUGAAGCUUUUUUGCUUAUUAUUGUAUUUAUUACACAACUCGAUUCCGUAAAUAUAUAAAAUUACCUUUCCAUUUAUUUUUGUAUUGUUUUACAUGUUUAUACCUGCAGUUUGUGUGAUUUUUUUACAACUUGUAAUUCUGAUGUCAUGCUAAGAACCAAUAAAGUAUAUCCAUCUGUUGUC